AUGACAGCAACAAACAACAACAGUAACUUUAUCAUUUCUGAUGAACAAGUUAUUGAUUCAUUAGCUGAGGAAUUAGUUGUGGCAGAAACUAAAACCCUCAACGAAAGAAUUGGUGAAAACAAGAUUGAUUUACAUAACUACCUCAAACAUGAUGGAGGAAGAGGAAGGAAAACUGGUAUGGCUUUAUUAGUAAAUAAAAUUUCAAAUUUAACGAUUAUAGAUGUUGAUAUCAAUAAAUCAUACAAUGAUGAACUUAAAGAAACAGUUAGAAAAGAUAUUUUAUCAAAACUUUCGGAUAAAGAUGUUAUCGUUAAAACCGCUUCAGGAGGUCUUCACAUUUAUUGCAACACUAAUUUCUUCUAUGCAGUUUCGAACAGAAUGAUUAAAUGUUAUUCUUGCAAUGAUUAUGAUAUUGACAUAAUGACUUCUAUUGAUGAUUCAAAGCGUUCUUUAGUGGUUAUGGCUGAUUCAAGAGUUCGCAAGA
Trichomonas vaginalis G3 is the source of this 484-nucleotide messenger RNA. Its product is annotated as Prim-pol domain family. The annotation marks the transcript as partial. Lineage: Eukaryota; Parabasalia; Trichomonadida; Trichomonadidae. The record is from RefSeq and is a predicted model, not a curated record. The transcript has a single exon.